AAUUCUACAAUCUUUCUCUUCUUCGUUAAGCAAAUUCCUCUACCUUCAUUGCUCUUCCACCACACGCGCUCGCUGACAAUUCUCAGUUGCCGAAUUUUGGCCGGAUCGUUUGUGUUGAUCACCUCUUCAAUCGAACUGAUUUUCUAGAUUCGCAAUGUCUUCACCUGCUGAAUAUUAUCAAUCGCUUCCACCUAUAACUAAAUUUUAUGGGACUGCAUGCUUAGCGGUGACUGUUGUAUGUCAAAUUGGGCUACUCAGUCCUGCAGAUAUUGAAUACUUCUCAAUCUUGGAUUGGCAGGUCUGGCGAUUAAUUACCAACUUCUUUUUUCUUGGAAAGUUCUCUAUCAAUUUUGGUAUUCGGCUCUUAAUGAUAGCAAGAUACGGAGUUCAACUUGAAAAUGGGCCUUUUCAGAGACGCACAGCUGAUUUCUUGUGGAUGAUGUUGUUUGGAGCUAUCUCUCUACUGGUUUUGUCUAUCAUCCCCAUAUUCUCGUCCCCUUUCUUAGGAAUUUCACUUGUUUUCAUGCUUCUAUAUCUCUGGAGUAGAGAAUUCCCGACUGCCAAAAUCAACUUAUACGGACUUGUGACUCUUAAGGCAUUUUACUUGCCAUGGGCGAUGCUCUGCUUAGACGUCAUAUUUGGUUCUCAACUUGUGCCUGAUCUUUUGGGCAUUGUAGCUGGGCAUCUCUAUUACUUCUUAACAGUACUGCAUCCGCUUGCUGGCGGGAAGAACAUCCUAAAGACGCCUGCAUUUAUCCAUAGACAAGUCAUGAAGUGGAGAAUCGGUGCUCCUCCACCGAGCGCUGUUGCUCAGCAAGAGAGGGCUACUGGUGUUGCUUUCAGGGGAAGAUCGUAUCGUCUUGGUGGUUAACACGUUUAUACUGCAAAUCUCCGCGUAAUUGGAAGUAGGUUGCACACAAAUUAUUGAAACAGCUGUGGAUAUCAAAAGUGAGUUCGGUUUUUCGUUUUUUCUACAAUGGCAGGACUAGAUAUAUUCCUUACUUGGGUAUCUGAUUAUAAGACUGGCAUUUAUUUGCUGCAGUUUCUUACGAAGGAAUGCAUUUCUAAUUUUUACAAACUCCA
Messenger RNA from Salvia hispanica, 1083 nucleotides. It is a transcript of the gene DER1, whose product is annotated as DERLIN-1. The record is from RefSeq and is a predicted model, not a curated record. Lineage: Eukaryota; Viridiplantae; Streptophyta; Magnoliopsida; Lamiales; Lamiaceae.